Messenger RNA from Cylindrotheca closterium, 3180 nucleotides. The record is from the annotation of a GenBank genome assembly. Lineage: Eukaryota; Bacillariophyta; Bacillariophyceae; Bacillariales; Bacillariaceae.
AUGAGCAGUGAAGAACGGCCACCUUCGGCCAAGUCGAGGUCGAGCAAAACCUUUGGGAGCUUUGCCAAAUCGGGCGUGACUAUGGCAUCCGACGGCGUGGCCAGUGUCGUCAAGCCAUUUAGUUCCGUGGCAAAAGCUUCGGCCAAGGCUUCCGGCAAGGCUGUCAAGGCUUCUGGUAACCUGGUCCACGGAACUGUCAAGGCUUCCGGGAAAGCUGUCUCGGACACUGCAAACGCGCUGAAUCCUACGAAAAUGUUCAAGAAAUCAUCGAAACAUAAAACGGAAAAGCAGAGUUUGUACGAAGACCUGCAUGCGGAUCCCGCGGAAAGUUACUUGAUUGAAGGAUUGGAAGAAAGGGGAAGACGAACUGUUCCCAACGGCGAUGGCUUUAGACCUGCUGUGGAAGGAGAACGAGCUCCUUUUGGCCUGCACUCUCUAGGAAGAGCAUUCGAUGAAGAAGCUCCAUUGACGACUCAGUCUGCGCCGAACUAUCGCAGCAUGGCACGAAUGGCACGGCAACAAAGCCAAAAGUUUUCCUUUGAUGCCAAUGACCCAAGUAAUGACCUCAAUUUAAAGCCGAGCCCCAUGAACAGUCAUCAACGCGCGCAGACACUUCUUGAUAGCAUCAAUGAUGAUGAAGAAGAUGAAAAUAAUCCCAACAACAAAAGUCCCAUGGAAGAGGUAUCCUUCCCUGGAGGUCCCAUGGAAAUCAAUGUUGACGAGUCCCAUCCCCUCCUUGGUGGCGAGGGUCUUGAUCCAUUGGAGGGAAUAGAUGGCGGAGGCUAUCAUGAUCCAUCCUCCGGAGCACCCUAUCAACGACUCAAUGAGGCCCGAAGAGGUGGACCCAAGCGACGUUGUCAAAACAUACUCGCAUGCCUCAAUCCAUUGAACCUCAUCCGAAAUUUGUUAAAGGCCAUUCUCUUGCCUUUUUUGGCAUGGUACAUCCCAUUGUUUAUCAUUUCCUGGGUAUUGUUUUACUACUGCGGAAAUCCUGAGCUCGAUUUCAUGCCUGGUGAAGCCACCAUUUCCUGGUGGAUCAACUUUUUUGGUCGACAAUGCUUCUUGCUUCAAGUUUCUUACAUUCUGCAAACCAUUUUGAUUGAUUGGAUCAUUCUGUCCUCUCGCUUGGUAUUGGCCAUUGUAGGUCCUUGGGCGACCAUGUUUUGUCUACAAUCUCGAGGUUGGCCAUUCUUGGUUGGAUCUUGGGGCCUCCUGGCAAUGGUCUUUUUGCACGGUGACGAUGCCUUUUCGCAACAUUGGCUGCACUUUACUGGCAUUAAAAUCUUUACCACGGCCAAUUCUGGAACCUACAUUAUUGCCUCCAGUACCUACCUCCGAGUUCUCAUUGGCAUGGUAUUGGCUGGGAUUGCCACAUCCUUGAAGCGAACCAUUGUGACUCUGUACUUUGGAAAGAGAAGCUUUGAUAUCUACAAGACAAAACUGGAGAAGAUUCUCAACAAUGUCAUUUUGGUGUCGGAAGUUGCCGAACUUUCGGCUGCAGCCGAAGACCUUGAAGGAAUAGAAACCAGCAGCCGAGAGACCCCACCACGUGGAGCUCGCAGAAGCGGCCCUGGUCAUGUUCGCUGGUCCAGUCUUCGUUUUGAAGACCGAAAGAAAAUGAGAAAUUCCCCUCAACAACCGGUCGACGAACUCUCAGAUAGCGAUGGAAGCAAUGACGAUGAGGAGAGUGAGGGACACGAUAGUGACAAAAGCGAUGCUAGCGAGGUCAAACCUGCUGAGAGCAAGGAUGAUAAAAGCGAAGAGGAGGACGAUAUGAUGAGCACUGAGAAUCGCAUUGACCCCAGUUCUCCUUUCAACAAAUCCUAUUCCUCAAUUUCAGCAGACACCAGUGUAAAACAUUUCAAAAUGAAGAACCAGCUUGGCCGAUGGGACGAUCCACUGAAUAAGAUGGACGCCAAGUCGGAAUCGUCUGUUUCUGACAUUUUGAAGUUUCGAAAGGCACUGACUUACAUGGACUUAGAACACCCAUUUUCCGAAUCCUUUGGACCAGCAUCGAGCAGAGACGAACUGUUGACUUCUGCUCAGGCUGUCUAUUCGCGACUUCGACGACUUUCGCCGGAAGGAUCAGCGACCCUUCCGUUAUCGGUGCUAGCAGUGUUGGCCGAGAAUGAAGAUGGGACUGUCGAUAAACAGACACGUAGAAGUCUGAAAAAGAUCUUUCCUCCGGACAGAAUGGGCAAUGUGUCCCUCUUUUCCUUUGUCAUGGGCUGUGAUUCGGUAUACAAGAAGCUUCGCUACUUUAGGGCCUCUGUCGGCAACUCAUCCGUGAUCGACAAAGUGCUCGAGGAUAUCGUCGACACUCUGUUCUUCUUUGUCCUUGUUAUUCUCAUUCUCUCCCUACUGAACUUGAAUCCAUGGCCGCUUCUAGUGUCCACAUCCACUCUGAUGGUGACUUUUGCGUUUGCUCUUGGACCCAGUGCUGCAAAAGCCAUUGAGGGUAUGAUUCUCAUUGUCGGUCGAAGACCUUAUGACAUUGGUGAUCGAAUCAUCAUUUCCAAUACCCCCGGUGAAGCAGUUCCAGGAGUAGCCAAUUCAUGGUUUGUUGAAGACAUUACACUCUUCACUACAACAAUCCGAUUCGGAGCCAACAAUGAACUCGCUACUCUCAGCAAUGGUUCGAUUGCACAAUCAAGAAUUACGAACUGUGCAAGAUCAAAGAAGGCAACUGUUCACCUUGUAUUGAAAUUGCACAUUCGAUUUCACGAGGGUUCGAACUUGGCGGACUAUAGGGAAGCUCUUGACACUUAUGUCUUGAACAACCCAAACCGAUGGGAUUCGAUCGUUUUCUUCCGCUGCGAGGAAAUCGAUGCUGACAAUGAAUUCGUUGUCUACCGUUUGGUAACUCGGUCAACUCAGUCGUGGCAACCUGCGCCGAGGGUGCUCGAGCACCGAUCACAGCUACAUCGAUUCAUGCUGGAUCUUGCAAAGAGAAUGGAAGUCCAAUUCAACGCUCCACUUCCAAGCAGUGUUAUCUAUUCUGGUGGCGAUAUGAAGGACAUCACAAAUCCGAAGAUUAACAGAGCAAGAGAUCUCGAAGCAUCAUCGGCCGUACUGCCUAUGGAUGUUGGUUCGGAUACUGACGAGGACCCAGAAAGCGACGGGAUUCACCAAACGGAGAAUGCUGCGAGACGUGCCAGUACUGUUGGUGUUGGCGAGUAA